UAGACUGGUAUUCUUUCGGUGUCAUCUUGAAAGAAAUGGUUACCAGUGAUUGUGCGUACCAUCAGACAAUCGAUGAUGCAUCCUCCGGCAUUAAGAACAUCAUUAGAAAGCUCCUUCGGAAAGAUCCUGCCAGACGCUUAGGAGUUAAUGGUAACAUCAGAAAGCACCGAUUCUUCCAGCGUAUGGACUGGGUCUCUGUGGAAGCCCUAGAGUUGCCUCCACCAUACACACCUGAGCCAACUGAACCUCAUCAUCGUCCUAAACCAUUCCACCUGGACAAACUGGAGGCAGCAGAGGUCAGAACACCUAUUUCAGCAGCGGACCAGGCCUUGUUCGAGGGAUUUUCUUUUUGUCAACUUGGAAACCCUUGAUGAAACACCAGCUCCAUAGUCACCAGAGCAAGCUGCCCCCCUGAGCCUCUGGAAGAG
Molecule: messenger RNA, 428 nt
Organism: Bufo gargarizans (Asiatic toad)
Lineage: Eukaryota; Metazoa; Chordata; Amphibia; Anura; Bufonidae
Product: protein kinase C delta type-like
Exons: 3
Coding region: 36-371 (111 amino acids)
Biological process (GO): protein phosphorylation
Molecular function (GO): ATP binding; protein serine/threonine kinase activity
Source: RefSeq, a predicted model, not a curated record